This is a messenger RNA of Cutaneotrichosporon oleaginosum, 1740 nucleotides long. RefSeq lists its product as uncharacterized. Gene Ontology annotation, biological process: regulation of DNA-templated transcription. Lineage: Eukaryota; Fungi; Basidiomycota; Tremellomycetes; Trichosporonales; Trichosporonaceae. The record is from RefSeq and is a predicted model, not a curated record. Gene Ontology annotation, molecular function: transcription cis-regulatory region binding; DNA-binding transcription factor activity. Gene Ontology annotation, cellular component: nucleus.
AUGGCGUCGCCCGCCACGUUGAGCCCAGAACGGCGCAGAGCUCUCGCGACGCCCAAGGAGCAGGGCAGCCGCAAACGCAAGCGCGCCCACAAGGCAGUGCCGCGCGCUCUCACGCCGCAGACGAUCACUGGCAGCCAACCUGCAUCACCAACCGUGUCCGAGCUCAGCGGGGUCGAGCUCUCUCUCGCGCCUCCACGCUACCUCACGCCUCCGCCGAGCACGCGAAAGCCAACCUGGGGAGAGCGGAAGAGUUUGCUAAGCAAAGAGUACAUUGACGAUUCGGACGAGGAAGGUACUCCAGUCAGCCGAUCUAAAGGGGUGCAAGGGGAUGAGGAGAAGGAGAUGGGCAGAGCUGAAAGAUCGGGCGACUACGAAGAGGAGAAUCAAAGUGGGGACCCGGAAGAUAACGGGGACGCGGACGAUGACGAGGUUGUUGAGAGCGGAGAUGAGGAUCUCGGGCUUGCCGUCGAAGAGGAGGAAGGUGUUGGCCUCGGAGAGGUGUCCGAAAUCGAUGCUUCUGACGACGACCUGCCCGCCUACACUCCCACACCGAACUUUAAGCGUUCGCCAAGCACCAAGUCUCUUGUCGCCCUGUCCCAGGUCUCCGACCUCCCCAAGAUCCCAAACUUCACUGCUCAGGCUACUUCGAGACAGCGGGCCAAACGGGACGAUGCCGAGUACGAUAUAUUCCUUCGGACUCAGGUCACGUCCGAGGAGGAAGCGGAGCGGGCGCUUGCUUCUCGCUGGCUAAGCCCAACUGGGAUCCGCCGGCUCGAAGCCACGGGGCUCAUUGCAGUAAAGCGGGGCAAGUUCCUCGCGGCGGAGAAGAAAGCCAUGCAACAACAACUGAAGACGUUCCAGGCGGUGAACAAGAUGUCAGAUGAAGAGCUGGUCGACUUGAUCAUGUCGAAGGGCCGUUAUGUGGAACGCGGCUCUCAUCCGACGUUCUGGUUCGACCUCGCGGCCCAAGUCCCCGGACGGCCUGUAAAGAGCGUUGUCGACGCGGUCAAACGGAUGUACGACCCGCGCGCGGGCAAAGGGAUGUGGUUGCCCAGUGAGGACCGGGCUCUCCUACAGGCGCAGAACUUGUACCCGAAUCAGUGGUCCAAGAUCUCUGACGCUGUCGACCGAUCCGAGCACGACUGCCGUGACCGCUGGCGCGAGCUGCGCGACGCUCCCACCCGCGUGAGCGGGCCGUGGUCGCUCGAGGAAGAGGACGCGCUGUGUGCCGCAGUGCAGACGGCAUGCGCAGCUGUGGGGCGGAAGCCGAGCGCGGGGGUGCCAUGGGACAAGGUGGUAGAACUGAUGGGACGGAAGCGGACAGCGGCGCAGUGCCGGCAGAAGUGGAAAGGACGGCAAAUCGGCGGCGCCUUCGUACCCUCCGGACCACACAAUGUGCGCCUCGACCGCCGGCGAAUGCUUCAGCGCCUCCGCGAUUUGAAGUACGCCCACGAGACGGAUAUUACUUGGACCGAGCUGCCAACCGACGACUGGGUUGUGCGCCCCGCGCUGCUCAAGAACACUUGGAGCCUUCUGCGGCGGCGUGUGCCCGAUGCGGAACGCCGCGAGAUGUCUUUGAAAGACCUACUGGACAAGAUCGAGGCGAGCAUGGACGUGAUCGACGCGGCCGUAGGCCAGCCGGGCGCGUCACGCAGCGCGACAAAGCGUGCUGCGGCAAGCAAGCCGAGCCGAGCGAAACGGAUGAAGACUAAGGCAGAGAGUUUGGUACGCAAGGCGUAG